AUGAGAUCCCUAGUCAAAAGUGGAAAAUUUACUGUAAAUUCAUUUAUUGAAAAUAAUAUUUUUCUUGGUGAUAAAUCAAAUAGUUUGUUAACUAUUCAAGUUACUCCAGUAACAUUUUAUUCAUGUGGUAUUUAUGUUUUCAUGUCUUAUAUGAGUGCAAAAAAAUACUGUGAACUUCUAAAAACCAGCAAAAAUUUAUUACCUUUAGAUGCAUUUGAAGGAUCUUUGACUCUUACUACUGAAUUGAAAAGAGAUACAAUUGGUUUGAGAAGUUUGGAUUUUAACUUGCUAUUAACUGCUGGUGAACUUAGUAAACAUAUUUGGACUAAAAUAUGGAAGGGAUACAAGAAAACGGAUGAAUACCUUGCUAAUAAAUUUUCAGAUUUUAUAAGAAGAAUGGUUAAAGAGAUUAAUACUCGUAGAUAUUAUCAUAAUGCAAGACCUCUUCAAUAUAAUCUAAAGCUUGAAGUUGAGGCUCAAAAGUGUUCUAAAUUGUUAGCUUUAAGAAAAACACUAUUUCUUGAUUAUAAUAGAACCUUUGGAGAGACAAUUGGUAGAUUUGACUACAGACUGGCACCAUUAGUAGUUAAAUAUUGGUAUGAUAGACAUGUUUUUUUCCAAAAUGGUAAAAAUAUCUAUCCUGAAGUUAUCAUGUUUACACAACUUGUCUGGAAAAGUUCAAAACAAAUUGGUUGUUCGGUAACUAAAAAUGGACUUAUACUUUACAUUUGCUGCAAAUUUUACCCAGCAGGAAAUAUUGAAGGAAAAUUUGAUGAUAAUAUAGGCUUAAACUUACAUUCAUUUGCUAAAAAAACGUACCUAUUUAAAUAA
Molecule: messenger RNA, 831 nt
Organism: Strongyloides ratti
Lineage: Eukaryota; Metazoa; Nematoda; Chromadorea; Rhabditida; Strongyloididae
Product: CAP domain-containing protein
Exons: 2
Coding region: 1-831 (276 amino acids)
Source: RefSeq, a predicted model, not a curated record